Nomascus leucogenys (northern white-cheeked gibbon) is the source of this 2473-nucleotide messenger RNA. Lineage: Eukaryota; Metazoa; Chordata; Mammalia; Primates; Hylobatidae. The record is from RefSeq and is a predicted model, not a curated record.
UGGUGCACAAAGCUGUGGUGGAGGUGGACGAGUCGGGAACCAGAGCAGCGGCAGCCACGGGGACAAUCUUCACGUUCAGAUAUUCACUGAAUGGCCACUGUGUGCCUGGCACUGUUCCAAGUGCUGAAGAAAAAUGAAGAAAACAAAAAUCCCUGCCCUUGUAGAGGAGACAUUGUAAUGUGGCAAGAUAACAUAAUGAAAAAAAUGAAGAAUAAAACAGAAAAGUAAAAUGGAUUACAUGUCACUUGAUGACAAAUACUGUGGAAUGAGGCUGUCAUCUAAAUGGAGCACAGAAAGUGGAGCAUGGUGACAUCUCAGCCAAAAGACCUGGCAGACACCUCCUUGGCCAAGGGAUCAAGGUUGGCAGCGCCAGCUGUGAGCAGUGCUGACAUCUUAUUCUCUUCGAUAUGGCAUCAUUAGCAGGCUGCCUCUUCUUGGUGGGAUCUUCCCCCAAACCCAGAACCUCAGUCUAACCACAAGAACAGCCAAUCCCAAGUUCAGGGACAUUUGGCAAAAUACCUCACCACUCCUACUUAAAAGUGUUGAGGUCAUGAAAGGCAAGGAAACCCUGGGAAAUCGUCAUUGGCCGGAGGAAACUAAGCAGACAUGACGACUAAAUGCAAUGUAGAAUCCUGGGACAGAAAAGGACAUUAGUGGGAGAGCUAGUGAAACCCAAAGGAAGAAUCUGAGUCGGGACCCCCAGAGCGGUGUCUCCACUAAGCAGAAGCCUCCGUUUCUCUCCCAGCCUCUCCCAGAGGGGGUGCUCUGAAGCGUGUGGAUCUGAUCAGGAUAAUCAAGUCCGAGAACAGAACACUUGGUUGUCCUGGCAUUUCCCAAGCAGGGGGAGGAGUUCUCUGCAGGAAUAAAUAAGCCUCAGCAUUCAUGAAAAUCCAUCACUCCACACAGACGGCUUCGGAAUCCACCAGCUGCAUCCAGCUCCCUGAGGCAGAGUUGAGAAUGGAGAGAAUGUUACCUCUCCUGGCUCUGGGGCUUUUGUUGGCUGGGUUCUGCCCUGCUGUCCUCUGCCACCCUAACAGCCCACUUGACGAGGAAAAUCCGACCCAGGAGAACCAAGACCGGGGGAAACAUGUGGACCUCAGAUUAGCCUCCACCAACGUGGACUUCGCUUUCAGCCUGUACAAGCAGUUAGUCCUGAAGGCCCCUGAUAAGAAUGUCAUCUUCUCCCCAUUGAGCAUCUCCACCGUCUUGGCUUUCCUGUCUCUGGGGGCCCGUAAUACCACCCUGACAGAGAUUCUCAAAGGCCUCAAGUUCAACCUCACGGAGACUUCUGAGGCAGAAAUUCACCAGAGCUUCCAGCACCUCCUGCACACCCUCAACCAGUCCAGUGACGAGCUGCAGCUGAGUAUGGGAAAUGCCAUGUUCGUCAAAGAGCAGCUCAGUCUGCUGGACAGGUUCACGGAGGAUGCCAAGAGGCUGUAUGGCUCCGAGGCCUUUGCCACUGACUUUCAGGACUCAGCUGCGGCUAAGAAGCUCAUCAACGACUACGUGAAGAAUGGAACUAGGGGGAAAAUCACAGAUCUGAUCAAGGACCUUGACUCGCAGACAAUGAUGGUCCUGGUGAAUUACAUCUUCUUUAAAGCCAAAUGGGAGAUGCCCUUUGACCCCCAAGAUACUCGUGCGUCAAGGUUCUACUUGAGCAAGAAAAAGUGGGUAAUGGUGCCCAUGAUGAGUUUGCAUCACCUGACUACACCUUACUUCCGGGACGAGGAGCUGUCCUGCACUGUGGUGGAGCUGAAGUACACAGGCAAUGCCAGCGCACUCUUGAUCCUCCCUGAUCAAGACAAGAUGGAGGAAGUGGAAGCCAUGCUGCUCCCAGAGACGCUGAAGCGGUGGAGAGAGGCACUGGAGUCCAGACAGAUAGAUGAGCUCUACCUGCCAAAGUUUUCCAUCUCGAGGGACUAUAACCUGGAAGACAUACUUCUCCACCUGGGCAUUGAGGAAGCCUUCACCAGCAAGGCUGACCUGUCAGGGAUCACAGGGGCCAGGAACCUAGCAGUCUCCCAGGUGGUCCAUAACGCUGUGCUUGAUGUGUCUGAGGAGGGCACAGAAGCAUCUGCUGCCACAGCAGUCAAAAUCACCCUCCUUUCCGCACUCGUGGACCCAAAGACCAUUGUGCGUUUCAACAGGCCCUUCCUGAUGAUAAUUGUCCCUACAGACACCCAGAACAUCUACUUCAUGAGCAAAGUCACCAAUCCCAAGCAAACCUAGAGCUGGCCAGCAAGCAGUGGGGCUCUCAGUAAGGAGCUUGGAAUGGAAGCUGGAUGCUUGGGUCUGGGGGCACAGCCUGGCCCCUGUGCACCAAGAAGCCAGGGCAUGUGUGGCCCUGUCUGCUCAUCCUUGGAAGGUGACAGUGAUUGCCUGUGUAGCUCCCACAUGCACAGGGGCCCAUGGACUCUUCAGUCUGGAGGGUCCUGGGCCUCCUGACAGCAAUAAAUAAUUUCCUUGGACAUGU